CGUACUUUGGCUUUGAAUAAUAAGCUAUUGGGUCAGGGAGCGCGUUGCGGCCAUUGUAAACCUCGCUACAUAAACCUCGCACUGCCCUCGUGACAGAUGUUGUUAUAUCGAAUGCGCGGCCCGUGAGUGAUUUUCAGGCUACCUUUGCCAACUUGUUAGCGCCGUGCCUUUUCAGCGGCCGUUCACCGGGAGCAGCAUUGGCUGCGCCGCUCUGCUGCUGUGCUGCUGCUGUGCUGUGCCACUUCAUGCGUCACGUCCCCCCUCUGUACUUUUUUUUGUUGAACCUUUUUUUUCUAGCGUGUUUUAUUGUGUUUCCGCGAGCGGGCGGAAGGGAAGCAUAAUAAUGUCGUCCAUGUGUCAGGAGGGCUACCGCCGGAUGCUGACCCUCCCCGUGCUGUUUCCCUGUUGCAGAUGCGCCGGUAUGGCCGCGCCUGACGGCCAGGUGGUGUGCGCCACCGCGCGAUGGGCGCCCGGGGGCCGGCCCCUCGGCGAGGUGGUGCGCGGCGGCGCGCCGCUGCCGGCCGUGCUGCGCAUCGUGCGCGGCUCGUGCGGCGGGCUGGGCGUGCCCUCGCUGCCGCACCCGAGCCUGCAGCCCACCGUCAUGCUGGUGUCGGCGGGCCGGCGCAGGCAGAUCAUCGCGCAGGCCGUCAAGCUGCGGCCGGGGCGCGGGCCCGUGGCCGUCGGGCCGCGCCUGUCCAUCCCGGAGACGUACGCGGGCUGGUUCGAGCUGCUGAGCGAGGAGGGCCGCGCGGGACGCUGCGUCGAGUCGGUGGCCGAGCUCAGCCGCCGGCCGUGCCCCUGCCUCGUCCGUGAGCCCCUGCGCGCCAUCCUGGCCAAGGAGGCCGUCAAGGGCGACUCUGAUGAGGCGUCAGGGUCCGCGGUCCAGGCGGCGGACUCUUCCCGCACCCUGGCCGUUGGCGAGACCAUCUCCCCCGGGGAGGAGGUGUCGCUGCCUGGCGGCUCCAACCACCCCCGCGGCCGCUACCUCACGUGCUGCACGAGCCGCGGCGACACGGUGCUGCUGUCGCUGGAGCAGCGCGGCCGCUUCUCGCCGCUCGCCAAGGAGCACAACAUAUCCGGCGCGCACUCGGCGCGCACGCUGCUCGCCAAGCGGCUGCCCCUCACCGUCCGGCUGCUGCACGGGCCGCCGCCCCGCCCCGCGCGCCCCCUCACCCGCCCCCGCAAGGCCGCCAACCUGGGCCACUUCACCCCGGACCUGCCGCUGCGGCUGCUGGCCGCGUACGAGGAGGAACAGGUGUUCGCGUACCCACUGCAGAAGGAGAACGCCAGCCUGGUGGCCGUGCCGCUAUCCGCCUCCCUGAAGGUGCUCCGGACUCGCAACGACGAUGUGCUCCGAUCUCUACCCGAGUUCGCACGCGUAGCGGAGAAGUGCACGCGACUGCUGGCCGAGGUCCAGGACCGCAUACACGUCAUCGACGCCAAGGCAUCGCCGUCGCCGUCCUCCCCCGCGGUCGGGCCGGCCUCUGACGGCAAGACGUGGAGGGGCGUGCCGUUCCUGCGGCGGUCGGCGAGCAGCGACGCGGCCAACCUGCUCGCCUCGCCGAGGCCGCACCAGGACGAGAACCGUGCGCCGGGAACGCUGGCCACGGCCUCGUCCUCUCCCAGGCUGUCGGCCUCGGCCGCCGUCACCCCGGACGAGUACGACGAGAUCGACCAGAUCUACGACUACGUCCGCGGCUUCGCCCCUCUGCCAAAGAGCAUCGCGGCCCCGGUGCGGAGCACCUCCCCGCCGUCCCCCACCAGUCCGCCGGCCUCGUCGCCGCGAGGCUCUCCCCCGGGGGCGGCUGUGUCCGGGAGGAUAUCUUCCGGGGCACCAACACCAACGAAGCCGGAGCCACCACCGAUCGAGACCAUUCCCUCGAAAAAGGUGAGCAGCGCCGGAAAGGUACAUGGACACGCGCUCAACGGCGGGCUCAGUCAGGGACAGCUGCUGCUCCACCCGCACCACCCUCACCACCACCUCCACCAGCACCACCACGUCCCGCCCGCCGUGGUGGCGGCCGGCGUGCCGCAGAAGGCGGAGAAGCGCAGCAGACACAAGGAGAGCAAGGGGACGCGCCUCUACCUCAAGCACCUGCCGUCCAACGGCGUCGCGCCCACCGGCCUCGGCCACAGCGCGGCGCGCUACAAGUCGCUCAACAACAUUCACGGUGCCAUGGACCUGGAGACGGCGGGCGCCGCUGGGGUCAUCGUCGCGUCCCCGACACCCCCGCCGGCGCAGGGUCCCGCGGUGGCCGGGGCGGCCGUCGGCACCCUGGACUCGUCCCACUCGGGCGGCAGGACGUCCGGGGACUCCGGGCCCGGCAACAAGCUCCCGGAGAAGCGGUCUCGGAAGCUCUCUCGGCCGAGGUCGCUGACGAACCUCGUGUGGGAGAUGCGCGGGGGCGCACCGCCGGUGGCGCCGCUGGAGGCGCACCGCGGCCGCCUCAGCCUCACGGGCCACAAGCGACUCGGCACCCUGUACCUCUGAGUUGCGGCCCCGCCUCAGUCAACGCCACGGCCCCCGUUACUCGCAUGUUGAUGUCCCCUGCCCGGCUGUUGGGCGUUAUGUAAAUGAUGCUGUUGUUGAUGUUUGUUGUUUACUGCUAUUUUGUUGUGUACUGGAGAGGUAUCAUUGUGGUCUGUUUUUUAAAAGACUUGCUGCCUAUAGCCUUAACAUAAGGAUAUCUCUUGUCAUCGCACAAGUUACCUAAGUCAAAAGUGGUUUGUCGUGAUGUGGAUUUCAGUGGUCUCUCUCCCCCUUUUCCAAUUUUAGUAGUAGGUGCCUUUGAUAAAGGACAAUGUGAUGUGUGUUGAUUAUUUUACUAUAGCUAGUAUUCCAGAUUUUGAGCAUAUAUGUCAGUGUGCAAAAAUGCAUAGCUAAUUACUCUUUAAAAAUUCCAUCAUUCUAGAUUCAUUAUAUUCUGCACCUGAUGAAUUUUUAUCUAUUCGCCUUUUGCCUUAAAAGAAAAAAGUUAAAUAAAAAUUCUAAUUGGGAAAAUACCUCAAUUUAUGAGAAAUGUUGAUCAGAGAAGUACUUGACAUCAGUUUAAAAAACAAAACAAAAAACUUGUUAUUUCAUGGAUUUGUCUCCAAAAAUUUGAUCAUAUUCUCUAGUAGAAUAAAUUGUUACCAUACCAAGUUAUUUGAUAGUUAAUAUUUUAGGCAUGUCAUAAUUGUGCUGUAAGAAUAAGACAAAAAAUUCUGUAAAUAUUACCAAGCUGUUACAACUUCGUUGGCUGUUUGUUUUCUUUCAUACUGCUAUUUGAGGCUUAACAUUGUAGAUGUUGUUGUGUUGUGAUGUAUUAUUCAAGAGACGUUGGAGGACUGUUAUUCUUAUGAGAUGUCAGUGAAAGAGCGGUGUAAUGCUCAGAUUCAGCUCCAGUCAUAGUCUAUAAUGGUAGUGUCAACUCUAUAUGCCAAGAAGUGCCUCUUAGGUUAGCCAUACGAUGCCAUGCUUUGUCAUAAAGUAGUUCAUUGUUCAUGUCAGUUUCCUAACAAUAAUUAAAAGUUUAAAUGCAAA
Molecule: messenger RNA, 3523 nt
Organism: Frankliniella occidentalis (western flower thrips)
Lineage: Eukaryota; Metazoa; Arthropoda; Insecta; Thysanoptera; Thripidae
Exons: 5
Coding region: 344-2491 (715 amino acids)
Source: RefSeq, a predicted model, not a curated record